UUCGCCGUAAUGCAGUUUCCGUUCAUUGUGAUAAGAUAAAACGAGUACUCGACCAGAUAUUCAUUACAUUCGCGACUCGAGUAUCACGAAGAGGAGGGAAUCGGCGUUCAGUGAAAGGUCGAAUGGUGAGAAUCGCAAAAUGUGAACGCACCCAUUGACGUAACGGUAAGCUCUCCCGCGUGGCCUACAUCGGAUGUAUCUCGGAACACACGGAGAGUGCGUGCCCUGCGUGCCUGCGUGCUUUUGCGCGUCCCUCCUGCAUUAUUAUGAUGCAUCAGAGCGGUAUCAGGCGUAACCUCACGACUUGUGGAAGUUUUAUUAUUUUUCACGCAUCGCGAAUAUCUGUUGGAGCCGAGUAGAGCCGACCGAGCCGGAUCAGCACGACACAUCUUGCAAUGAAGUUUACCGAGGGUGAACAGGUUCUUGCUAAAUAUCCAAAUACUUCUGAAUAUUAUAAAGGAAGGAUUCUCAAUAUUAGAGGCGAUCGAUACAAGAUACAAUUUGAAACAGGCACCGAACAUACAGUUAGAGAAAAUGACAUAAAGUAUGACAGAGGGAGAAGCACAAGCAGAACAAGCAGGAAAAAUCCUUCAAGAUAUUCACCAAGCAGAAAAUCACCAAGUAGACGAUCACCAGCGAGACAAUCACGUAGAUCGCCUGGGAGAUCGCCUGGGAGAUCGCCUGGGAGAUCACCUGGGAGAUCACCUGGGACAUCGCCAACAAUUACAUCUAGGAAGUUGCCUAUUCGUAACACGCGUUUUGCUAAGAUCUCUUUGUCACGUAUAGAUGCCGAAAGUGGUGAUAAAGUAAGCAAUCACAAAGAAGGAAGCAAUGUAAAAGCAUUAGAAGAGAGUCCUGAAUCAAUGCCUUUGCAACUACGCUUGGAGAAAGGAAUAAUGUAUAGGCCAUUUCUAAAAACUGAACAAGAAUAUAAGGCAAUUUUAUCAAUGAGAAAUAUCGAUAGAGCUGUUUCACUUCCGUUAGAAAGGAAAAGUUAUAUACACGAUUAUCCUUCAGGAGAAAAAGAAAGAGGAUAUUCGAUGCAAAGAGAUCAAGAUUUAAAGCCCUUGUUAUCACAAGAGGCUGAAAAAUGGGAAGAAACAGUGAAACGUGAGAAGGAAAUUAAUAGAGUUGGUAAACCACAAGAAUGGGGUGGAUGGAUUGGGACAUCUUUUCUUAUAUUUAUCUUACCAGUGUCUAUAAUCUUACCACAACUCUUGUGUUCGAAAGGACAAUGCAAGUUUGCUUGUAUAAAGCUUCCUAUUAAUUUGGAAUCUUACAUAAAUUUACAUGGAUUGUUAUCUUAUGUUGCAUUCUUAAUAUUAUUGGCUUGUAUUUCAAUUAUACCAAUCGGAAAAACUGUAAAUGGACAGGAAAGCAAAAUUGAGAGACUUCAAUAUCGUAUAAAUGGCUUUUUAAGCGCAGUUUUGACCAUAACGAUAUUCGGUUUAUGCACGUAUAAAAAUAUUUUGAUCAGUGAUUAUAUCUUAAAUAAUAUUGUGCAGUUGUCAGUCAGUGGCUGGCUUGUGGGAACAUUUUUAGCAUUGAUAUUGUAUAUGAAAGCAGAAAAAGCUCCGGUAGCCAAUCUAAAUAUAUAUGCAUCAACUAAGAGCAAGAUAUAUAACUUUUGGCAAGGUAGAGAGAUUAAUCCACGAAUUGGUGCUUUGGACAUUAAAUUAUUGUUAAUACGAGCUUCUCUUAUUGGCACGUUGAUCGUGAAUAUGGCUGUCAUAAUUAAAACUAUUGGCGAUAUAAAUAGUCUAAAUAUUGAGCAACUUAAUGUAACUGCAUUGUUAGUUAUCUUAUUGCAGCAAUUCUAUAUUGUAGAUGGUUUAAUAUUUGAAGCUACUAUUUUUACAUCUUUUGCAAUAAUGUAUGAGGGAACUGGAUAUAUGACGUGCGUCAGUCACUUAUUAUAUCCAUUUUUGACAACUCUUACAACAAGAUUUAUAUUAUAUCAAAAAAUAAAAUUUAACUAUUUUGCUGGGAUGUUCGUUUUAAGUUUUAUAAUGGGAUAUGUCUUAUAUAGAACUAGUAAUUCGCGAAAAAAUGAAUUCAGAAAGAAUCCCAUUUCCCCAACAGUACCUUAUCUAGAAACCAUCCCAACGUCGCGUGGGAAAAAGUUGAUGUUAUCUGGCUUAUGGGGUCAUGUGAGGCAUCCAAAUUAUUUGGGUGAUAUUAUAAUGCAAUGGUCAAUCGCGAUUAUUAGUUUGAGGAGUGACAUAUUACUGUAUUAUUCGGCGAUCUGUUGCACAUUAACGCUGGCUUAUAGAGCUGUAAGAGACAAUAGACGUUGUCAGACGCGAUAUGGAUAUGCAUGGGAGCAAUAUUGUUCUCGCGUGAAGUAUAUGAUCUUGAAGCAUAUUUUUUAAGACAACAAAGCACAAGUAGCAAAGUAUUUUUUAAAUACCACAAAUUCUAUAUUAGUUUUAUUUUUAAAAAAGUACAUUAUACACAUUAUAAUAAGAUCUCUAAUCGUGCAUUUUUAAAUAUUUUUAUGAGAUAUAGUGAUAUAAUAGAGAGAGUAUUAUAAGAUACAUAAAUGUAGAAUUCGAUAAGAACCAAAAAUAUUUUGAGAUUUAUUAUAAUAUGGGACAGAUUUUUUUCACAUUAGCGAUAUUUAACUUAUAAAAUGAAUCUCUAUAUAUGUGAUGACGCGGGAUAGAAGAGCAAAUGAACGAUGCAUAUUUUUAAUGAAGGGAAAGAA
Molecule: messenger RNA, 2707 nt
Organism: Camponotus floridanus (Florida carpenter ant)
Lineage: Eukaryota; Metazoa; Arthropoda; Insecta; Hymenoptera; Formicidae
Gene: LBR
Product: delta(14)-sterol reductase
Exons: 9
Coding region: 396-2372 (658 amino acids)
Biological process (GO): sterol biosynthetic process
Cellular component (GO): nuclear inner membrane; endoplasmic reticulum membrane
Molecular function (GO): oxidoreductase activity, acting on the CH-CH group of donors, NAD or NADP as acceptor
Source: RefSeq, a predicted model, not a curated record